Messenger RNA from Ornithodoros turicata, 1288 nucleotides. Its product is annotated as blood vessel epicardial substance-B-like. The transcript is spliced from 4 exons. Lineage: Eukaryota; Metazoa; Arthropoda; Arachnida; Ixodida; Argasidae. Gene Ontology annotation, cellular component: sarcolemma. The coding region runs from base 287 to 1123 and encodes 278 amino acids. Gene Ontology annotation, molecular function: cAMP binding. The record is from RefSeq and is a predicted model, not a curated record. Gene Ontology annotation, biological process: regulation of membrane potential; striated muscle cell differentiation; skeletal muscle tissue development.
UGUUGCGACUGUUCAAGCUUGGAAGUCCCGUGCUAUGCGCCACUGCGGAGGAAGACGAAGAAGAAGAAGUUUAGGGUUAAUCGAAUACAAUGAAGUAUGUUUUUCGAUUCCUCGCACCUUCGUAGGUUCAUUCUGGUAAAGUUUAGCGCAGCAGGCCUCUGUAUGUGUGUGUUACGCUUCGGGGAACCACUGACUUCUGCCUAACAGAACCAUAUGUCUUUCUGAGCUUGCAUCGCACCGGCGAUAUUUACACUGCGACGUCGGUGCUGUUUGAGCCACGAACGACAUGAAUUCAUCAGCAGUCUCACAUAACCAGGCGGACACAGCAUCCUACUGGGUCUGCGCAGCAUGGCUUCCCACGAACCACAUCCUCUUCCAGUUGGCCAACGUCUUCUUAUUGCUGUCCUACUUAGCCCCGGGUGGCCAUUAUGGAUUGCUCUACUUACGGGUUUGUUUGACCAUGGGCAGUUUCCUCUUUGCCUUGUGGGGAUACGUCAUCCUGUGCGCUUUCGACACUAUGCUGUGGAACGCGAUUUUUACGUUCGUCAACCUCGGGCUUACCAUGUUGAUUGUGAAAGGUUUCCUGCCAAUGAAGUACACCCCAGACAUGGACAAAGUGUACACAAAACUAUUUCAACCUCAGAACGUGUCGCGAGAUCAGUUUCUGGCUGUCCUGCGCUGCGACAGGCAAAUUUUGGAACUGAAACCCAAGGAGCACUACACCGUGGAAACAAAGACUGGGUCUGACCGCCUCACCUUGGUUCUUAGUGGCAGCCUCGAACUCUCCCAGCACAGGCGAAACCUCCAUGUGGUCAGCCAGCUCGAGUUCUUGGAUUCCCUCGAGUGGUUCGAGGUCUGCAGCCCCCAACAAUAUCACGUAACUAUGACAGCGCUGGAAGCCUGCCGUCUCCUUCUGUGGUCAAGAAGUAAACUGAAAGCGGUCAUCAGCUCGGACCCUUGUCUGCGGGCAGCCUUUGAGAAUAUCACAGGAAAGGACGUGGUAAAGAAGCUAUUCGCUUUUAGAGCAAGCAGCUGGAGCUCUCCAAAGCUUCUUGACUCAGGGACUGACACUUCAAGGCUGCAAUCUGCGUCGAAAGACAUGAACACGGCUAUGCCUGUGUAACGGCCGCAAGGGUACAGCUUUCAACAUGCGCCCCCAAGACAAUCAGCGUGUGCCGUCAUAUAUAUUCCCAUGCUGAAGUGAACGUCAUCCCCGGUAAAACUUCUGUAUUCCACAGACAAUCAAGUGAAAGUAUACCGCACGAUAAUAAAGUGUGCGUCAGUUACU